Molecule: messenger RNA, 1263 nt
Organism: Neohortaea acidophila
Lineage: Eukaryota; Fungi; Ascomycota; Dothideomycetes; Mycosphaerellales; Teratosphaeriaceae
Product: alkaline-phosphatase-like protein
Exons: 1
Coding region: 1-1263 (420 amino acids)
Molecular function (GO): phosphonoacetate hydrolase activity
Source: RefSeq, a predicted model, not a curated record
AUGGGCUCCGUUCCCUCCGAAAAGACGAUCGAGCUGCACGGCCGAACCUACCACCUCCCAACCCGCCCCGUCGUAAUCGUCUGCGUCGACGGUUUCGACCCAACAUACCUGCAGGCCGGCAUCGAAGCCGGCAUACUCCCCACCAUGGCCCGCUGGGUGCAGAGCGGCUUCCACGCGACGGCCACCUGCGCCAUGCCGUCCGUCACCAACCCCAACAACCUGUGCAUCAUCACCGGCGUUCCGACGAGCGUGCACGGCAUUUCGGGCAACUAUUACCUUGACAAGGACAGCGGGGAGGAAGUGAUGGUUCUUGAUGCGUCGAAGAUGCGCGGGGAGACGAUUCUGGAGCGUAUGGCGAGGGCUGGGGUUCGGGUUGCUGCGAUUACGGCUAAGGAUAAGUUGCGGAGGAUCAUCAAUCAUGGUCUCGAGCCGGGGAAGGGGGGAGCAAUUUGCUUCUCGUCGCAGUUUGCGGAUCAGUGUACUGUUGAAGAGCAUGGGAUCUCUGAUGUUGAGGCCUGGCUGGGCAAGUCAACUCCGCCGCAGUAUUCUGGCGAGCUCUCGCUCUUCGUCCUCGAUGCGGGGUUGAAGUUGCUUCAGGAGAAACGCGCGGAUCUCUUCUAUCUCACGCUCUCGGACUACAUCCAGCAUAAGCAUGCGCCCGGCUCUGACGAGGCUGACGACUUCUUCCGCAAACUGGACGCUCGGCUGGGCGAGUUUGAACGACUUGGCGCUGUCGUCGCGGUGACUGGCGACCAUGGAAUGAGCGACAAGUCAGAUGACGAGGGCAAGCCCAACGCCUUCUUCCUUGAGGACUUUCUGAACGAGAAGUUCCCACAGUCGGGAGCAAGAGUAAUGUGUCCGAUUGCCGAUCCCUUCGUCAAGCACCACGGAGCACUCGGAGGUUUCGUUCGAGUGCAUCUCACUGGCACUGAUAAGUCGGCUCAAUUGGUGGAAGAGAUGAUCAGGCAGUGCCAACAGAUUCCACAGGUGGAAGUGGCGAUGAGUGGGAAAGAGGCAGCGGCCAAGUUCGAGAUGCCAGAGGAUCGUGAGGGAGAGUUGGUGGUGAUUGCACGAAGCAAUGCAGUCAUUGGGAGCAGAAAGGAAGCCCACGAUCUCAGCCAGCUGGACGGACAUCGUCUUCGCUCCCACGGUGGACUGUCAGAGCAACACAUCCCGCUGCUGCGCUCUGUCAAGGCGGACAUGCCGAUUGCGGGAAAGAGUCUCCGCAACUUUGAUGUCUUUGAUUUGGCGUUGAAUUAUUAG